UAUGGCAGACGAACAAUUGACCAUUUUGUAUAUGAUCAAUCCAGACCCCAUAUUUUAUGGCAUGAUGGAUCAACUUAUAAUUGAAACCUUCCAAAAAUUAAGAGUUAAUGUAAUUGUCACAGAACUUGAAGAAUUAAGUGUUAUCAUUGGAAACGUAAAUAAUUGAUCAUAUAUCUAUAUAGGAAAUAACAUUCUAUAGAAAAGGAGAAUAAAUACACUUUGAUGCAUUUUUAGCAUAUGGAUAUAUGGCUCCAAAACACUACUAAGAUUAUAUGUAUUUCAAUUUUGCUGUACAUUCUGCUGGAAAAAUCACUCUUCAUCAUCCCUCUACAGAAAGUAUACUUUAAAAUAAAUUGCUUUAACAUCUUAAAUUUAGUGAAAAUCAAGUACCUAUAGCUAGAUGUGGAGCCUCUUUCUCACUAAAUACCUUCAAAUAAAAUCUUAGAAGAUUUAAUAAUAAAUCUAUCAUAAAAGAAGUUGAAGGUUAUGAAGGCACUGGAGUUAAACUUUCAAUAAAUCAUAAUUAAAGUACAGAACUAUUUUGUAAGUCUAUGUGGAAUGGAGAAUAAGCCAUCAUUUAAGAUUUUAUUGAUGAUACUAUUGGAAGAUCAAUUAGAGUUCUUGUAAUUGGUGGUAAAGCUGUUUCUGUCACUGAAUUCUAAGAUAAUGUGGUAAUUAUUAUCAUCUAAAUCUAGGAUUUUAAAUCUAAUGGAUAUAGUGAUGACUUUUAAAUUCAAUCUAAGAUGGAUUCAGAAAAAAAAUAAGAAUAUUUUAAAAUUGCUGAAAAGGCUUGUGCAGCUAUAGAUCCCCAUUUAACAAUUGGAGGAGUUGAUAUUUUGGAUUCUAGAAAGAAUGGAAUUGUUGUUUUAGAAAUCAAUAGUUGGCCUGAGAUGACAUUCUCAUAAGAUGCUACAGGCCUUCCUCUCUUUGAAUAAUUUGGCUAAGAAUUUAUUGAAAAAAUAAUAUCUAAUAAUAGAGAAAGAACAGACUCGACUUGAUU
This is a messenger RNA of Paramecium pentaurelia, 1000 nucleotides long. The record is from the annotation of a GenBank genome assembly. Lineage: Eukaryota; Ciliophora; Oligohymenophorea; Peniculida; Parameciidae.